UGAUUCUCCAUAGACUGCACUUUAUUACAAUGACGGCCUGGCAAAAAGCAAAAGGACUUUAGGAUGACAGUUGUCACGCGCCUUUGUCUUCUGUUGAGCUGCUGGACUCUCAUUUACCUACAUCCCGUCCUCGGUUCAUUGAGCCGGACCAGAGCGACCGAGCACCACCACCACCGGCUCGGACAGGCAGCACAGCGCGCAGCAGGGGAGCAAGCCCACGGAGGAAUCGGUGGGUUCACACUAGCAGCAGGCAGACAACCGGUGACCCGUACCGGGAAGUGGAACCCCUCACCGGCGAGUCCGUCGAGGAUCCGCGCAGGUCCGCCGUUAAUCAAGGGCGACACGACUGUUGUUAAAAGCACGAAAAGCAAAGUUAGUGCGGUGACAUCUGCGCCACCAUCCCAGCGACUACCCGGCAGGGCCGCGCUGGUGAACCGGGCACAGCUGGACAGAACAUUUGGCUUGGGGCGCAAAGAGGCUGUGCGAUCCUGGCUGCCCGCCGGGGAUGCUCCCGUCAAAGCGCACGCUCCCGUGGCUUUUAGCGCACAUGCAGCUGGCAAAGGAGUCAUGCCUGCGGACGACGGAGGCAGACGCGGUGGCUCACCUGGAAGAAAUCUAGAGAAAGUUGACUCCAGUGCAGCUGGUGCAGCUGCUCCUGUGCGCACCGGAACUCUCCCAAAAGCCACCGGUGUGCAAAAACAGCAGCAGAGAGCGGCUCCGGUGGCGCAGGGGGGAGCCAGCUACAAGACCCCGAAACUGAGCGACCGGGAGGCGCAUCACAAGCAGCCACUGGUGAUUCCUCACGACUACAUGCUGUCGCUGUACUGGUCUCUCUCCACCGGGGACCUAAACACCAGCGCUCUGCACGAAGCGGGUCUGGCCAACACCAUCACCAGCUUCGUGGAUAAAGGACAAGAUGAGCGUGGACACCAGCUGCGACGGCAGAGGUAUCACUUCAACAUCAGCUCUCUGGAACGAGACGGGCUCCUGGGGGCCGAGUUACGCAUCCUGAGGAAGCGCCUGCCUGACCCCCACAAAGUCUCGAUGGGAUCCACAGGAGCUGAUGGAGGAGGAGAGGGGGGAGGAGCCUCAUCCCCGUGCCUGAAGCUGUACACCUGUGGUUCAGGCAAACAAAAGGCCGCCCUGCUCCAGAUGAAGAUCUUGGAGGAUCUGGCCAGAGGAUUUGGCAGCAAGUGGGAAGUUUUCGACAUAUGGAAAGUUUUUAAGGGUUUUAAAAACCAGCAGCACCAGCACUCCCAGCAGCUGUGCUUUGAACUGGAGGCCCUGGAGCACAGAAGUGGUCAGCCCAUGGACCUGCGCACUCUGGGGUUUGCCCGAGCUGGCAGGACCAACAAGGAAAAGGCCUUCUUCUUGGUGUUUGGCAAAAGCAAGAAGCGUGACCUUUUCUACAACGAGAUCAAAGCACGGUCAGGCCAUGACAACAAAACUGUCUACGAAUAUCUGUUCACCCAGAGACGAAUGCGCCGAGCUCCUGCUACAAGGGGGCCUAAAAAACCUCUGCCGCAGUCACAGUCCCUCCCCCAGCACCAGGCAGUGAAGAUGAAGGCGCGCUGCAACCGGAAACACCUCCAUGUGAACUUCAAGGAGAUGGGCUGGGACGACUGGAUCAUCGCACCGCUGGAGUACGAUGCGUAUCACUGUGAUGGCGCCUGUGACUUCCCCAUCCGCUCGCACCUCGAACCGACCAACCAUGCCAUCAUACAGACCCUGAUCAACUCCAUGGAUCCAGGGUCAACGCCACCCACCUGCUGCGUCCCCACAAGACUCACCCCAAUAAGCAUACUCUACAUUGACUCGUCCAAUAACGUGGUCUACAAGCAAUACGAGGACAUGGUGGUGGAGGCGUGUGGCUGCAGGUAACAAAGAACAGUGAGAGAAAAGGAGAAGACAGCCAGUUCCUGCUCCUUACUUUAAGGACAAUAUUGGGAUCAAACCUAAAACUGUGAGAUGAGCAGUGAGUUUUUUCGGCUGAGUGUGACCAAACUCACUGCUAUGCAGCAGACAUUACUCUUCACGCUCAAGUGGACUAUCAGACUGCAUACCAGAGACUGUUCGACACUGGUAAAGACUAAACAGAGGAAGAUAAACUCAUGGAGGUGAUGCUCUUUAACACCCACUCACUAAAACUUGUUGAUGUUAGUGGUGAUGAACAAGAUGCAUCUGAGAGAAGCCAAAAACAACUAGAGGGCAGAGACACGGUGAAACGCUCUGCUCACAUUACACUCAAACAGAUUUUACUGCCUGUUCUAUUUUUUGUUUCUCUUCAGAUUUGUAGCUAUGUGUCGACUGGUGUAAAAAGUUUUGUGUAACAGAAAUGCUAUUGAAACAUUAGUGACUUAUACUCAAAAAUGCCCUUUUCAAGCACUUCUCUGCCAUUGUGCCUUGUGCCCCUGCACACGUACAGCCAUUUGUAUGCCUUAUCAGAGACGUUUUUUUAUCAAGCACGUGAAGAAUUUCUGGUGUAUAAAUACCGACCACUGAUGAAGUGGAGAUCUGACC
This is a messenger RNA of Monopterus albus (swamp eel), 2520 nucleotides long. RefSeq names its product growth differentiation factor 5 (gene gdf5). The record is from RefSeq and is a predicted model, not a curated record. The transcript is spliced from 2 exons. Gene Ontology annotation, molecular function: cytokine activity; growth factor activity. The coding region runs from base 64 to 1881 and encodes 605 amino acids. NCBI's taxonomy places the organism in Eukaryota, Metazoa, Chordata, Actinopteri, Synbranchiformes, Synbranchidae. Gene Ontology annotation, cellular component: extracellular region.